CCUGUCCUCUGCAAUUCAUGUAGCCUAAAUAUCCAUCAGAACCGAGAGCGGUGUGGCAGCUGGCAUUGACACUUGAAUAGUUGUCAAUGCCACUAAACUUAAUUUUCUGUUGUUGACUAAAUAUAAUUUAGACUUUUGGAAGCUGAUUACGUAUAGCUGUCACAAACUGGUACGGUCUGUAUUGAUGUUAGGCAUUUAAGGUAAACAUGGUGAAUUAGACUUGGUUUAGCGACAUAUUUAUAAUAUCAAGAUAAACAAAAUCCAUAGCAAUUGAUUACGAUUGAAGAGGAAAUGGUUCUUUAAUUUCGUUGCUAUUGCACUAGGUUUCACUUUUUAGCUUCUCAAUGAUGAAAUGAAAACGAAACUAUGAGUUUCCGUUUACAUUUUCUGAUGUCAUAGCGUCACACUGGCUGCUUUUAUAUUGGGAGCACAGGAUACAAGAAACAGAAAGCUUUUGUCGGCGUUGCAGCUCUGACCAAUGAUGGGAAGUGAAUAAAGUUCUGAAAACCAGAUGCCAUCAUGAUCUGCUGGGGAGAAACCACUCUUAGGGAAUUUGCACAAAAAGGCAAGAUAACUGCCGUAUCUGCUGGGAGACGCAUCAUUGCUGUUGUCACAGAAAAUGGACAAGGAAAAUACUGUUUACAGUGUGACACAAGUGAAACACGAAACAGACGAAAGCCAGGGAACUUGACAUUGAAGGAGGAGAAAAUCGACUCACUGAGCUGUGGAGCUGAUUACAUUGUCAUGAUCUCAAAGAAGGGAAACGUUUUCCAGCUAGACUUGGAAAAAAAACCUCACAUUUUCAGAUGUCACAGUGCACUGCUUGGCAAACAUGUGAUACAGGUGGUCUGUGGGGACCGUCAUACCAUUGCACUCUGCAGAGAUGGACAGCUCUUCACGUGGGGGGGAAACUCCCAUGGACAGCUGGGACAGGGGGAGGGAAAGCGUGACCUCCGGACCCCUGAGCCCGUCUUCUCCCUGUCAAGGGUUCCCCUGGCUAUGAUCGCUGCUGGCGGGGACCACAGCUUUGCCCUGACUCUCUCUGGAACUGUGUUCGCCUGGGGCAAAAACAGCUCCGGGCAGCUCGGCGUGGGAGAUAAGGAAGAUAGAUGUGAUCCCACUGUGGUUAAAAGCCUAAAUCUGAAGAGGACUGUCUUCGUUUCCUGUGGAGAGGAGCAUACUGCAAUUCUGACCAAGGGGGGCCUGGUGUUCACGUUUGGGUCCGGAGAGUACGGUCAGCUUGGACACAGCUCAGACAGAGAGGAACUGCGACCUCGUCUGGUGGCUGAACUCUGGGGGGCAAGGGUGACCCAGAUAGCCUGCGGAAGGCAUCACACACUGGCAUAUGUUGCGUCCCUGAAAACGAUCUACUCGUUUGGAUGUGGAGAGCUAGGGCAGCUGGGAAGAGGACAGGCUGGCAGUCAGAACGUUCCACUUCCUGUUCCGCUGGCUCCAGGAUUUGACGGUGGAAUUGGGACCAUUUUGGCUGGAGGAAACCUGUCAUUCUGCUCUCUUGAAACGCUGCCUUGUCCCAGAAAGAUCUUGACUGUGGAUGAGAAAUUAAUUGACAAAUGGACCUCAGAGUGUGAUUCAAAACGAUGGAAAACUCUAAAAAGGGAGAUAAUACAGACUUUUUCAUCUGCAUCAACUCUCAAUGGUAGCUUUCUCAAUCAAAGUGGCGAUCGGCAUUACCAAACCACAGUGGCGAAUUCAGGUCUGGACUUGUCUCUAGCACGUCUAGCCUUCGAGAAGCUGGCAAAGAAUGAAAAAUUGUUGAAAGAGGUGGGAUCGGUGGUGCGGGACACGCUGCUUCGCUCCCUGAGCGACGCACCGCCUGGUGUGGAAGACCUGAGAGUCUAUUUGAUCCUGCCUGAACUUCUGAGGGUCCUGCCUGUGGACAGAGACCUCUGUGUGAAUUUUGCUGAAGCAGUUGACAGACUGCAGCCACAUUGCCUGAAGAUCCUAGAGGGUUUAUGGUCAAAACUUCCACAAUCCUUCUUCAAGUCCCUGGUGGAGGUGAUUCGCUCGGCGUGCACAUGGUUCCUUCACCAGUUGAGGACAGAGCCGGAAGAUUUCAGGAUCCACGUUGAGAAGACAGCAAAAGUUCUUCAGAAGCUGUAUGAGGUGAACUACAACUCUGGCAGGAAGAUAGAGGACAGAAACUUCUACAUCAACGAGAUGAAGCUCUUCAUUCAGUCUUGUCUAGAAUGGUCGCCACCGGAUGGAAACAUCAUUUACCGCAUGUCACAAUUCAUGUUCAAAAGGUUGGCCUUCUACCGAGGCAUCUUUGACAUGGAGACAAAACGCAUGGUCUUCUAUGAAUAUUCUGCGUAUUCUCUGAAUGCCCUUUUGAAUCCUUUAUGGCUGAAUGAUCUGUGUGUGAACAGAAGGACCCUUCUGACAGAUACCUUUCAAGGACUGAGAAACAAAGCCCGUGACUACCGUUGGCCAUUAAAGGUAAAAUUUGAAAAUGAGGAUGGUAUUGAUGAAGGAGGUUUGUCUCGGGAGUUCUUCACUCUCAUUGCAAGGGAAAUUCACUCGUUGGAGCCAAAGAUGCUGGAGGUGUUUGAAGACUCAAGACUUGUCUGGUUCAUGCCUGAGGGCCUCCGUGACAGCGAUGCUUAUCGCUUGCUUGGGGUUCUCUGCGGGAUGGCUCUGUACAGCCAGUGUGUUGUGAAUUUCAACUUCCCACUGGUGCUUUUUAAGAAAUUGUUGGGUUUUAUGCCAACUCUGGAAGACCUGGAAGAACUCUCUCCCAUCGAAGCCAGGAGCUUGCAACAAGUCCUAGAUGAAGACGAAGAUGUUUUGGAGCUGUUGUAUUUGGAUUUCACGGCUAAAGGCCACGAAAUAGUUCCAGAUGGAAGAGAGAUAUCAGUAACCAAAUCCAACAGGCGGCAGUACGUGGAAGCGUAUGUUGAUUUCAUUUUCAACAAGUCGGUGGAGAAGCAGUUCGCUGACUUUUUGGGGGGGUUUUCGCAAGGCUGCCCAAAUGGAUUGUGGAAGAUGUUUCUCCCAGAGGAGCUGAUGGCCCUUCUGAGUGGAAACGUUGACUAUGUGUGGGAGGAGCUGGAGAAGAAUGCUAUAUAUGAGGGAUAUAGGCCCACAGACGAGAACAUCAAAAACUUCUGGACUGUCUUCUUUGAACUGUCUGAGGAGGAAAAGAAAAAUUUUCUGUCCUACAUGACAGGAAGCAACCGGCUGCCCAUCGGGGGACUGGCAAAAAUGAAGAUCGCUUUUGUGAACCGAAACAUGCCCAACCCUGAUUACUUUUAUCCGGUUGCAAACACCUGCUAUUGCCGCCUAUCCCUUCCAAAUUACAGCAGCAUUGAUAUUCUGAGAGAGAAGUUUGUCCAUGCAAUCUCUUUUUACGAGGAAUUUGGACAAGGUUGAAGUGUCACAUGAAGAUAAAGACAGUAAUCCUUCGACUGCUGAGGCUUCACAAAACGGCCACUAGAGCGGCGACGUUCUCGUCACUUUUGAACAGUCUUCAUCUGUGUCUGUCAUCUCUGAUCUAAUUUUCAGGUCAGAGCAAGCAAGGACAGCUCUGGGUUUUUUUCUUUAGAAUUUCUCCUUUACCAUGCAACCGUGAUUAGAAUGGUGAACAAAAUAACUUAACAAAACAAAAUUUUAUACACUUCAGUAGAGCGUUAAUUCAGUUAUUUAUUAUGAAUUAUUUUGAAUGAUUUCAUUAUUCUUCUUUCUUUAUUAGUAAUUUAUAUUUUCAGUUUAUUCCAUUGGUUCAUUUUGAAUAUUGUAUUUCCACGAUAAUGUGAACCUGUUGGUGUUUACCGUUCUUGGCUCAAUGGCGUAGUUCCAGUGCCUUUUUCUGUUUAUCUGCAAGAGGCAAGAACUAUUUUUGAGAUUGCAUAGCAGCGUGUGUCCCAAAGCAGCCUAUCAGCUUUGUGGUAAAACACAAGUGUGCAGAGUUGAAGCUGUGGAUUGAAGACAUGCCAUAGAAGCCUGCCAUUGGCUUAACCUCUGCUAUCUUUUAUCUGUACCCAUGUUUCCGGAGGUUCAGUUUCUGUGUCAUUCUGUACGAAACCUAAAGGUUUACUUUACUGCAUAGUGUUAUGGACCAUUCAGAUCCCAUACAGGCUGUAACAUAUGAUGCAGAGGCAGUAUAUUAAAAAUGCGACUUAAAAUUUGCAUGACCAUUUCGGUGUAAAAUAAUCUAGCGUGCCAUAAUAUACCAAUGCUAUUCUGCUAUUGCAGUCAGGCUCUGGACCAGUAAGUUAUAUAGCUUGCCUGCUGUAUAUAAUGUAUAUAUUCAGUGUAAAAUAAGAAUUUUACUCUGUAUAGUUAAUGUUUUCUUUGGUGUCUGAGCUUUAACAUGAAUCUCCCUGGUGUCACCACACUGGAGAGCCAAUCUGAUCACAGGGCUAAAUCCAUAUAAUGCUCCCUUUUUAGAAAUGAAAUGUUUGGGUGUAUGUAUGAUGAACAUAAGCUUUUGUCAUGGAAUAUUAGCCUCCUUCUUAUGUAUGAAAUUUUCAUGUUUUUGAUAUUGGAAACAUAUGUGGUUGUAAAUUGCUGUUAAUGGGGAAGCUAAUAAAUCAUUGAUUCCAACUGGAACUU
This is a messenger RNA of Anguilla anguilla (European eel), 4572 nucleotides long. RefSeq names its product probable E3 ubiquitin-protein ligase HERC3. Gene Ontology annotation, molecular function: ubiquitin protein ligase activity. The record is from RefSeq and is a predicted model, not a curated record. Gene Ontology annotation, biological process: protein ubiquitination; ubiquitin-dependent protein catabolic process. The coding region runs from base 520 to 3390 and encodes 956 amino acids. The transcript is spliced from 23 exons. NCBI's taxonomy places the organism in Eukaryota, Metazoa, Chordata, Actinopteri, Anguilliformes, Anguillidae.